CUCAUUCUCGUCGGCGGCUUUGGUACCCGUCUGCGUCCUCUCACUCUCACUCUCCCCAAACCGCUGGUCGAGUUUGCCAACAAGCCCAUGAUUGAGCACCAGAUCGCUGCUCUUUCCGCUGCCGGUGUCACCAACAUUGUCCUCGCCUUCGAGCAACAAUACAACGUCAAGAUCGAUUUCUCCGUCGAGACCGAGCCCCUCGGCACCGCUGGACCUCUGAAGCUCGCCGAGAAGAUUCUCGCUAAGGACGACACUCCCUUCUUCGUGCUGAACUCGGACGUCAUCUGCGACUACCCCUUCAAGCAAUUGGCCGACUUCCACAAGGCUCACGGCGACGAGGGUACCAUCAUUGUCACAAAGGUCGAAGAGCCCUCCAAGUACGGUGUCGUUGUCCACAAGCCCAACCACGCCUCCCGCAUCGACCGCUUCGUCGAGAAGCCCAUCGAGUUUGUCGGUAACCGCAUCAACGCCGGAAUCUACAUCAUGAACACCAGCGUCCUCAAGCGCAUCGAGCUCCGCCCCACCUCGAUCGAGCAAGAGACUUUCCCUUCCAUGACCAAAGACGGACAAUUGCACUCGUUCGAUCUCGAGGGCUUCUGGAUGGAUGUUGGUCAGCCCAAGGAUUUCCUGUCAGGAACUUGCCUGUACCUCUCCUCCCUCGCCAGCAAGAAGAGCCCCGAGCUCACAUCGAACUCCGAAUCAUAUGUUCACGGCGGCAAUGUCAUGAUCGAUCCUUCAGCAAAGAUUGGAAACAACUGCAAGAUCGGUCCCAACGUCGUCAUUGGCCCCAACUGUGUUAUCGGUGAUGGUGUCAGACUUCAGCGCUGUGUUCUCCUCUCCAACUCCAAGGUCAAGGAGCACGCCUGGAUCAAGAGCACAAUUGUUGGCUGGAACAGCGUUGUCGGUCGCUGGGCUCGUCUCGAGAACAUUUGCGUUCUCGGUGAUGAUGUGACUGUCGGUGACGAGAUUUACGUCAACGGUGGAAGUGUCCUCCCUCACAAGAGCAUCAAGGCUAACGUCGACACNCCCUCGAUUAUCAUGUAA
Aureobasidium vineae is the source of this 1044-nucleotide messenger RNA. The record is from the annotation of a GenBank genome assembly. Lineage: Eukaryota; Fungi; Ascomycota; Dothideomycetes; Dothideales; Saccotheciaceae.